Messenger RNA from Aspergillus homomorphus CBS 101889, 1021 nucleotides. RefSeq lists its product as uncharacterized. Lineage: Eukaryota; Fungi; Ascomycota; Eurotiomycetes; Eurotiales; Aspergillaceae. The transcript has a single exon. Bases 222 to 788 code for a protein of 188 amino acids. The record is from RefSeq and is a predicted model, not a curated record.
CCAGUCUCUCUCUUGAAGGCUUCAGAGUUCUUUCUUUUUGCAAUUGCAAUCUACAUCUCGAGGUUGAUCCUCAGACAUUCUUUUUUUCAACGCGUGUUGAUCAAAACUACUCUCUCUUCGGUGACUUUGUGACUUUUCCACACCUCCACCACAAUCACUUGAAUACCACUUCAAUCACUUCAAACAAAAAGAAAUCAAUUCAAUCUCUCCGAACAAACAAAAUGUUCUUCUCCAAGCUCUCUCUCGCUGCCGCCACCACCUUGGCCCUGACGGCCUCCGCCCUCCCCGCACCGAGCACCUCCACCAGCUCCGCCGCGGCAAGCAGCUCCAGCGCCAGCGCCAGCGGCAGCAGCAGCGGCGGGGGCAGCGUCUCGAUCGUGAACAAUCUCGACUCGACCGUGUACCUGUGGUCGACGGCCACCGACACGGGCUCCAGCGACAUGCAUUCCCUGGCCUCAGGCGGCGGCAGCUUCUCCGAGAGCUACCAGACGACCUCGGAGGGCGGCGUCUCGAUCAAGCUGUCCACCAGCCAGGAUGAGAGCAGCGUGCUGCAGUUCGAGUACAAGACCGACGGCAGCGAGCUCUACUGGGACCUGUCCUCGAUCAACCUGGACAAGGACUCGGCCUUCGUCAAGGCCGGCUUCACCGCCACCCCGUCCGAUUCGAGCUGCACCACCGUCAGCUGUUCCGCCGGUGAUGCCGACUGCUCGGCCGCCUACCAGAAGCCCGAUGACGUGGCUACCAAGAGCUGUUCCACCUCCGCUGGCAUCACGCUCAUUCUGGGCUAGACGCUCGGACUGGGUUGGAUUAGCGAUAGCGCAGGGGUUCCCGCACGGAAGCCAUCGUCGAGCCGGGCUCUUGCGGGGCAGGUUCCACCUUUGUGUAUGAGUGACAGGCGCAGGGCAGGACCUUGCUGGAUAUGAUGGAUGUCACUUUGGGUUUUAUGAUAUGACUUAGACUUUAGACCUGAUAGACUUCUCGAUGAUUUUUAUGAUAGAUUUCAAUCUCUACAAAUGCAGAU